UGUCUGUCUCCUUUCAGCUGCGUGGGGGCCCUCCAAAAGCCACUGCCUUUACCAGUGUCCUGACAGUGCCCUCCCCAAUUCCUUGGCCACCAAAGAGUGCACCUGCUUACUCAGUAAGACUGGAUACCUCUUUUUCCUAAGACUUGGUGGGGGGAGGCAGGGAACCACAGCGGUGAAGCUGUCAGUGGCUGUGGAGGUGUGAAAGCGGUAGACCAGAUCCCCUACCCCUUAGUGCUCCAGUGGACUGGAAACUCUCCUGUGAUGCGCUCUUUGUCCUCCUCAGCUGUGCUCACUGCUCACCGACCCUAUGAGCUCUAAGUAGGGGCGGGAAGCCUGAAAUCCACCACGGAACUGGGGACAAGAAGGGAAGGCUAUCCUGAGGUGGUGUCUUCCACUCUCCUCAUCCCUUCCCUGUUGUGCUUAGGCGUUCUCCCUCCAGUGUGUCCCUGGGGUCCAGAAGGGGAGGGUCUAGGCGAAGGCGGGGCACAGCCUGAGCCUGCAGUCCCAGAGCUCACACACAGGCUGGAGAUCUCUCAAGGCUGGCCCAUUCUCCAUUUCUUCGCUCUCAAGCUUUUGUGUCUGUGCCUUUGAGCUGACAGGAGGGUGCACUAGGGAAGGAGGAGGGGUGCCUGGGGUGAGAGCACCCUCUUCACGCGCGCGCGCACACACGCUGCCGGCGCACGCACACACGGGCGGACACACACUUCCAGACCCGCACACGAACACACACACACACACACACACACACACACACACACACACACGCACGCACGCACAAAGCUCUCUCGCUUUAAGCGCACUAACGUGGCCGCUUUCUUUGUGUGGAGCCCGCGAGUGGGGUUGGGACCCGGGUCCUGUCCCGGGGAGAUGGCGCAGCCCAUCCUGGGCCAUGGGAGCCUGCAGCCCGCCUCAGCUGCUGGCUUAGCAUCCUUGGAGCUCGACUCAUCGAUGGACCAGUACGUGCAGAUUCGCAUUUUCAAAAUCAUCGUGAUUGGGGACUCCAACGUGGGCAAGACCUGCCUGACCUUCCGCUUCUGCGGGGGUACUUUCCCAGACAAGACUGAGGCCACUAUCGGUGUGGACUUCAGGGAGAAGACCGUGGAAAUCGAGGGCGAGAAGAUCAAGGUGAUCCAGCUGGUCAGGUUCAGGUGUGGGACACGGCAGGACAAGAACGCUUCCGUAAAAGCAUGGUUGAGCAUUAUUACCGCAAUGUGCAUGCAGUGGUCUUUGUCUAUGACGUCACCAAGAUGACCUCCUUCACCAACUUAAAAAUGUGGAUCCAGGAAUGCAAUGGGCAUGCUGUGCCCCCGCUAGUCCCAAAGGUGCUUGUGGGUAACAAGUGUGACUUGAGGGAACAGAUCCAGGUACCCUCCAACUUAGCCCUGAAAUUUGCUGAUGCCCACAACAUGCUCUUAUUUGAGACAUCAGCCAAGGACCCCAAAGAAAGCCAGAAUGUGGAGUCAAUCUUCAUGUGCCUGGCUUGCCGACUGAAGGCCCAGAAAUCCCUCUUGUACCGUGAUGCUGAGAGGCAGCAAGGAAAGGUGCAGACACUGGAGUUCCCACAGGAAGCUAACAGUAAAACUUCCUGUCCUUGUUGAAACCAAAUGGUGUAAAUACUCGAGAGCACUGGAGUUUUUUCUUCCCCUUUUUUUCUGUGCCUGCAUAAUGCUCACACCUGCUUGUUUCCAUACAAACUAAUAUCAAAAAUAAAAUUUGUAUAGAUUA
Rattus norvegicus (Norway rat) is the source of this 1725-nucleotide messenger RNA. It is a transcript of the gene Rab33a, whose product is annotated as RAB33A, member RAS oncogene family. Gene Ontology annotation, cellular component: endomembrane system. Gene Ontology annotation, molecular function: GTP binding; GTPase activity; G protein activity. NCBI's taxonomy places the organism in Eukaryota, Metazoa, Chordata, Mammalia, Rodentia, Muridae. Gene Ontology annotation, biological process: antigen processing and presentation; Rab protein signal transduction. The record is from RefSeq and is a predicted model, not a curated record.